This is a messenger RNA of Tetrahymena thermophila SB210, 3834 nucleotides long. RefSeq lists its product as hypothetical. The record is from RefSeq and is a predicted model, not a curated record. The transcript has 4 exons. NCBI's taxonomy places the organism in Eukaryota, Ciliophora, Oligohymenophorea, Hymenostomatida, Tetrahymenidae.
CUGCUAUUUGAAUUAUUAACGAACUAAAAAAGAUUUACAACCUUUACUUUGAAAAUACGGAUAGAUAAAUAGAAAUAUAAAUUUAUUGUUUUUUAAUUAAUUAAAAUGAAAAACAGCAAAUAAUAGCUUAAAGACCUUGUGGAAGAAUAGCGAAUGGCUGAAGUUAAAGAUAGGCCAUAGAUAUUAUAAAGGUCUAAGCAGAUUAUGGAGUAAAACAGAUUAAGUGAAAUACCUGCUUAUGCCAGAUUAUAUUACUUGCAUAAAAAGGAUGGAGCUGGAAAGGAAAACAUUGAUCAUAGUAACUAAAGUGGGAGUCUUUACAGAGGAAUUAUGUCUUUUAUUACAAAUAUUGCUAAUCCUUAGGAGAAAUAUUAUAAAAGCAAGGAUAAUUAUGAGCAGAUUCGAAAUUAAAUAAGAGAAAGAGAGUCAAAAGAAAAUACCUUCAAACCAGCAAUUCACCAAAAAUCAAAAAGUCUUGUCCGAAACGAGAAAGUGGAGGUAAUUUUAUACAAAGAUGCUAAGCGACGUCUAGAAAAAUAAAGAAAAGAAUCCAAGAAACGCUCUAAUUCUUGCAAUUCCGGUAAGAUUUCUUCAAUGAGUGAGAUUAUUUUGGUACAUAAAUUUACCAAAGAGUUCUAUUAAGUUUGUUAGCAAUUAAAUCUUUAAGAUAAAGAUAGCUUCGAUUUAAAUAAUGUUUUUGAGCUUUUAAUCAAGCUAAGAUUUAUAAAAUACUAUUACGAAUAAGAUGGCCCUGUAAUUGAAAACGAAAAGCGCUUAGUUUAUCUCCUUUGGUCUUUGAUUGGAGGGGAAAGAUUUGGGAAAAUCAAGAAAGAGAAUUUGGUCAUAUUUUUACUAUGCGUUUUAGGAUUAGGGUUAAAUAGGAAAGUUAAUGAUAAAGAAAUUGAGUUGAUAAUGAAGAAUAAUUUACAAUAAAUGAUUGAAAAUAAUUAAAAUUAUUAGGGCAACUUCUCUGGCCUAGCAAGCUAACUAUUUAAUGGCAGUAAUAUUCUCAAUAAUCCAUCUUAAAGAAUUUAAACAGAACCUAAUGGUGCGAAUAGGAUGAAUGGAGAUGAUCAUUAUAAUCCAUAGAGUCCUACACCUCACAAGUUAAUAACUGCAGCAUAAUAAAUAAAUAGUGGGUGCUAUGAUGUGAGCAGUAGCAAUUCGAAAUCCAAUAAUCCUAAUUUGAGUAAUCCUUUUUUCGCUACCUUCUAAAAUCUCUUUAAUUAAAAUACAAAUAAUCUUCAUCCUACUAUUUAAUCUUGUAAUUCUGUAAUUAAAACAAAAACUUCGUUAGAUGUUAACAAAGACUCAAACAGCCAUACUAACAUAAGUUUCUAAGUUAUUGGUGGUGGAGCAAAACACUCUCUUUCUAGCUAAAAAUUACCUUAAGUAGGAAAUACAAUUGAAUAAUUUAGAAUAUAAGAAAUGCCUGAAGCAGAAAAUGAGUAAUAAAAAUUGAAUACUAACUUUGGAUCUGACAAAAAGAAUGGUAUCAGUGUUCAGACACAUUCAAAUAUUUUUAAUCAUGAAAUUAGCAAAUCAAUAUACAACAUUCAGCUAGGAUACUUCGAAGAAGAUACAAAUUUAUGGAUUCUGGGUUUGGAUGAUAAAAGAGUAAUUCACUAAGCAUUUGAAGUUCUUUACCGUAACAGACUUGCUUAUGAAGAAUUAAAAAACAAUAAAUACGAUUGGGAGUAUUCUUUCUAGCCAUAACUUACUACAAACAGUAUUUAAUUAGCUAAUAGGUAAAGAGAGAAAGUUCUAACUGAAGCAGCCCAUCUCUUAGAGACUUAGCAAAUUAAAAUGAAAAUACCAGAAGAUGGUAAAAUUUGUCAUUAAUAGCUUUUGGUGUUACAAAAAAUGGCAAAUGAUCUCAAUAUAAAAAAGAAGAAGGAAGUCUUGGAUUAGCAAUAGCUUCAAGAGUGCAGUUUCUAUCCUUAAAUUAACACGUUUAAAAUGAAUACUUUACCUGAUAUUGGAUAACCAGAAAAGGGAAACAAUUAAAAUACAAAUAUAUAUGACCUAGCUUCAGCAGUAUUAGGGACUGAUAACUAAAUUAAUUCAAGACCUCGUCUAACUACUGUCUAAUCAAGUGAUAGAGGUGUAAAAAAAACAGAAGAACUCUACCAAAUGCCUAAUCCUAAAUAACACAGAAGAGAUAAAACAAGAGAAGAGAUAGAAUAUGAAAAAGUUUGUGAUGAGUGCACUUUCCAUCCAGAAAUAACAAAAAAAAAGAGAGUGUAUAAGCAAGAGCAGCUUUAUGCUAAAAAUAUUGAUAAGACUAUUGAUAGGUUAAGGAAUGCAUAUAAAGAAAAAGAAUAAAUUACCAUAGCAAAGAAAAAAGGCCACACAAGACAUUCUUUAGGUGGUAUAAGUGAUUUUAAGCCAGAGAGUACUAAGCAUUCUAAAAUGUCAAAUAAAAAUAGCGUGAGUAACUUGACUCAUCUAAGAUCACCAUCAAAUUUGACAAGUUAAACUAAUAACAAACCUCCAAUCCCUUCUUCUACUUCAAAUAGAAACAUCAUGAAAAAUUUAAAUAAUUUAAGUGGAUAAUUUUAAUUUGACUAGAGCAAUACAUAAGUAGUUAACUAUGAUUAAAUUAAACAUAGUAAUAGUAGUAAUAACUUACAUAAGCAAAAUAAUGAUAAUAAUCUAAACUAUAGCAAUAACAGCAGUUUUAAUUAAAGAGCGCAGAACAACUUCUUCUAAGACAAAAAAAUGAAUAACAAAUCAGAUCAAAAUUUGAGGGUUAAUAUGUAAAUGGAAUAAUAUCAACAAUAGUAAUAGUAGUAAUUGCAGUAAACGUAGCAUUAGCAAUUUUAAUUUUAAAAUUAAUAACAAUAACAAUAACUAAAUCAAACACAAAACUUAUAAUAGCAAAUAUAUGAAUAGCCAGAGCUACAAGAAAGCAAAUAAUAAUAAUUAUUCCAAAAUUAAAUUCAAUAACAGUAAUAGCAACAAUAAAAAUAACAAUAUAUAUAGUAAUAAUAGUAAUUGCAAUAAAUUCAGUAAUUUAAUUCUUCAGAAAGCUCAAACAACUCUUAAAAAAAUAAUCAGUAUUCUUCUUAUAGCAGUAGUGAGAGCUAAUCAAAUAAUAGAAAUUAUUAUUAAUAGACAUAACUUUCUCCAGUUAAUAACUUUAACAAUUAAAAUAUGUUCUAAUAAAAAUAGAUAGCUGAUUCGUAACAGCCUUAAUCUAGUUAGGCUAUGAAUAUUUAAGAACUAUAUGUAUAAAGCUAGUCUUAGUAAUAAUCUCAAUAAAAAAUAAAAAAUCCAUCAUAAACAACAAGCUAAUAGUCAAACAAUUCAAUUUCCUAAGAUCCAUCUUCUGUAAACUAAACAUAUCAUGAUAGAGUUAAUAGUACUGGUAACUAAAAUUAAAAUUAAUUAAUUCCAGAUUAAUCUUUUUCAUAAACACCCAACAAAAGUGCUACUUCAAGUUUGUCAUUACAUGUUAAAUCAGAAGAAAAAGUUCCUCUACUUUUUGUUGAUGUUAACCUUGGUCUUGGUAGAAUUGAAAGAAUUGUGGUUUAUGAAGGAGACAAAUCAGAGGAUUUAGCUAACAAGUUUGCAUUAGUUCAUAAUUUGGACACCGUGACAAAACAAAAGUUCAAAGAACUAUUAGACAAUUAAAUUGCUGGUUUAUUAAGUAGGAUUGAUGAAGAGGAAAUGCUUAGCUAUGAAAGUGAAUCACAAAACCAUUCUGCAAUUCAUUAGCAUCAUUAUUAUUUCUAAAAUUACAAUAGCAACGGAUCAAAUUAUCAAAUGAAGUAAUCCUCCUCUCUAUAAAAUACAUAAAAUUAAAACUAAAACAACUCCUAGCAUAUUUGA